AUGUCUCCAACAUGGUCUUCCUCAGCGUCGGCUCGCGGCGUCCUGCCAUCCAUUCACAUCCCGGGAGCAACGAGAGACACAUUGUCGACGUCGCCUAGCCCCGUGAGGCCAAGUCUGUCAUGCAAGACGCAGGAGUCUGAUAAUGCGCUGCGGAAGUGGGCAAGUUUGGCCGUAUUGAUUGUCUUCACCACCGCCACCAGCAUCGUAUCGCAGAGAUCAAGGGCCGUAGGCUCGCAAGGAAGCUAUUCGAUUGCAACCGCCGUCUUCCUAUCCGAAUUGCUCAAGGUGUGCGUCGGCUUCUUUCUCGCCGUGUUUCGCAGCAGUCCGACGACGAGCAAAGAUAGUGCAAGCUUGCCACUAUUUUCAGAAAAGGCAAUAGCACUGGACGGCGACGACGCCGUAGAACUGGACGACGAUGGAAUCCAAGCAAGAGGCAACACAGUCAAGCCGAGCUUGUUGGAUCGAAUCAAACGGGCCUACAACGAUAUUUACUGUGCAUCCGCGUGGAUGAUGGGAGUGCCAGCGUUGGUUUACGUUGCGCAAAACAUGCUCCAGCUGGCAGCCAACUCCUAUCUGAGCUCGGUGGCGUAUCAAGGGCUCUCGCAACUCAAGCUGGUGACGGCCGCCAUGAUCAGUGUCUUCCUCUACAAAAAGACGCUUUCCUCACGACAAUGGAUCUCCCUUCCAAUCUUGAUGAUGGGCGUGCUGCUCUUGGCGCAAAAGUCGCCGUCGAAGCAGGAUGUAGCGAACGCAGCUGCGCUACUCGACUAUGUAUCGGACGAAUCUCCGUUUGCGCAUCGUCAUGCUAGCAGCACCGAGACCUCCUGGCGAGCGUCCAAGAUGAUGGCAGAGGCAUUUGCGCUGGCGAGCAAGUAUGCCAACGCACAGUUGGCGGCGGGAGCGACACUCGUGCUGCUAGCGUGUAUUUGCGGAGGAUUCGCAGGAGUGUAUAUCGAGACCAGACUCAAGUCGAGCAUGUCGGUGGCACUCUCGGUUCGAAAUGCCCAAUUGGCUUCUUUUGCCCUAGUCACAGCUGGAGGAGCUAUGGCUCUGGAAGCGAUCGGUAAGGAAGGAUGGCAGCCGCUCGCCAACUUUACCACCUUGGCUUGGAUCACCGUCCUGCUUCGAGGAGCAGCUGGAUAUGUGGUCUCUGCGACAUUGCGAUACGCCGACACCAUCAUGAAAGGGUUUGCAACCAGCGUGGCCAUCAUCACGACGAUUGCGCUCGAGAGCAUCCUAACAUCACAUCUGCCAUCCACAGUCCAAAUUCUGGGCAGCAUCCUGGUGAUGCUCAGCACAUACAACUACGUCCGCAUCUAA
Messenger RNA from Ustilago hordei, 1320 nucleotides. RefSeq lists its product as uncharacterized. Gene Ontology annotation, biological process: pyrimidine nucleotide-sugar transmembrane transport. The transcript has a single exon. The record is from RefSeq and is a predicted model, not a curated record. Lineage: Eukaryota; Fungi; Basidiomycota; Ustilaginomycetes; Ustilaginales; Ustilaginaceae. Gene Ontology annotation, molecular function: UDP-galactose transmembrane transporter activity. Gene Ontology annotation, cellular component: Golgi membrane. The coding region runs from base 1 to 1320 and encodes 439 amino acids.